AUCCUUUCAUCGUAUACCUGUGAAAUACUGUUGGACAGACGGAGACACCAGCAGCAGCAGGUGUAUUAUUUUUUAGCCGAAGUGCAGUAAGAAGGAAAGACGCAGCGAUGGUGUCGGUCAAGAGGCAGAUGCUCGGCCUUAUUCUGGCCAUGAUUGGAUUUCUUGGAGUGAUCGUAGUCUGUGCUCUCCCCAUGUGGAGGGUGACGGCUUUCAUCGGCGCCAACAUCGUGACGGCCCAGAUCAUCUGGGAAGGGCUGUGGAUGAACUGUGUGAUGCAGAGCACGGGGCAGAUGCAGUGCAAGAUCUACGAUUCUCUGCUAAUUCUUCCCCAGGAUCUCCAGGCAGCCCGAGCCCUGACUGUGAUUUCCAUUGUGGUGUCUGUGUUCGGCAUCCUGCUGGCCAUCGUUGGUGGAAAGUGCACCAAUUUCAUGGAGGAUGAGGUGUCCAAAGCCAAAGUAGCUAUUGCAAGUGGCGUUAUCUUCGUCAUCGCAGGGGUGCUCUGUCUGAUCCCUGUCUGCUGGUCUGCCAACACCAUCAUCAGAGACUUCUACAACCCCCUGCUCACUGAAGCUCAGAGAAGGGAGCUCGGAGCCUCACUGUACAUCGGCUGGGGAGCCGCAGCUCUACUGCUUCUUGGAGGAGGUCUGCUCUGCAGCUCCUGUCCACCCAAAAAUGAGGAUGAAUACCCUGUCAAGUACUCCCAAGCAAGGUCUGCAGCGACUAGCAAAGCCUACGUGUAAGACAUUUUAAGUGCAUAAGAAGAAACAUGAACUGUACUCAUCUUGAUGCUGAGCUGUGUUAAUCUUAACUGCGUUUCUUGUGCAGCAACACUUCUGUCCUCCUUUUGUCACGGUUGUAAAUGUGAAGAUAAUACAUUGUUGUUUGUAAGAGAUGGUAUUAUCGACAGGACUGUUUUUUUAUGCUUUAAACUACAUGUGUUCUGCGGAUUGAGACAGGAAUCAUGAUGAUUUUGGACAAGUUUAGUUAUGUUGUUUUCUGCAACCUGAAAGACAAAAAACAAUGAAAGCCUGAGGAAACUGAUUUGUCCCGAAGUGUUUUACUUUAAAUCGGCACACAGUGAAAGUGAAUGGAAGUAGGGUGCAAAUAGAAAAAGCAAAGAAUGUUUAGUUUCUGUGUCGGAACCUAAGAUAGUCAUUUCCUUCAGCACUUCCUUGUAUGAUAUUUUUAUUUUAAUCAUAAAUAUGUAUUGAUAAAAGAAUACCUACUAAUGGUAACAUACAUUUAAACACUUAAAGGAUGUUCACAAUGAUUCUCUUCUGUUGGAUAUCUUUUGACAUUUUAGGUAAAACGUUUGGGAAUCAUUUUUCUGGUCUUGAACUGUCUUAGCAUUUUCUUAUCAUAUAUCCAUUCUAAACAGUAAGCUGCUCAUUUGAUGUUUUUAGCCAAUGUUAAUGUACCUUCUGUAUUUAUGAUUUUGAGGAGAAAGAUUAAAGCUUCAUUUAAAAAAAAAAACUAGGUUUUCUCCAAGUUAUUUUUUUAUAGUAAGUGUUUGUGAAUGCAUAUUUGUAUCAGCCAUGUAAACUGUGUAGGUAGGCUUCUUAUCAAAAAUGAUUUAAAUGUGAAAUUUGAAGAAUGAUACUGAUGAAACGUUUACACAAAAUCUCAAUUGUCAUUCCUCUGUAGGCAAGAAAAUGCAUGAUGCACAGUUGCAGGAUUUCCCUAUAAAAAUGAUAGCUAAAAACGUGCUUUGCAAGUCUGUUACACCUUGUUGCUUAUACCUAACAAACCGGUUCAACUGCUUUUGGAAAAAAACAGUUCUGACCUCAUCCAAGAGUAAUGUAGUUUUGCAUGUUAUCUUCUAGUUAUUCGUUACACUGACAUAUUAUUAAAUGAAAGUUUUAUGCCAAA
Messenger RNA from Lepisosteus oculatus (spotted gar), 1869 nucleotides. RefSeq names its product claudin-4-like. The record is from RefSeq and is a predicted model, not a curated record. Gene Ontology annotation, biological process: cell adhesion; bicellular tight junction assembly. Gene Ontology annotation, cellular component: bicellular tight junction; plasma membrane. Gene Ontology annotation, molecular function: structural molecule activity. Lineage: Eukaryota; Metazoa; Chordata; Actinopteri; Semionotiformes; Lepisosteidae.